GAAGUAAAGGCGGGCAGUGUGUGGCCAGAGAGAGGCAGUGAUUCCCCUCAGAGAGACUGCCAUGUAAAGAGAGACAGUGAAAGUGACAGAAAGGUCUGUAAUUACACACCAUGCACAGUACUACACCUUGUCACCACGGCUCAGCUGAUUGCUUCCGAUAAUUACUAAUGACUGGCUUUGAGGAGUGCAGGAUAGAUCCAACCACAGUGCAUGCCUCAGCCCUCCUCAUUACAGCAUCCCUGUAUACCCAGACUUUGACAACAUUAAGAACGUCUGACGGCUCUACACGCUUCUGAGUUUUGGCUCCGCCGUCAAUGCACAAGACAGAUACAGUGAGCUGUUACAAUCUCUCCUCCUGCACCUGAAGUAAAAAUGCUGUGAGCUAUACCUUCAGCCAACUAGCCAUUUGGAGUCAAGAAAGCAAUCAUUCCAGCUGAUGCGGCUGCCAGACACUAAGAGUCACAGUAUUAUAAGCGGGAGGUGGUAGCAUACCGCUGGCAACAGAACUCUCUGGUGCAAUAAGGAUAUCUAUACCAAUUAUACUUGUGAGAUGGAAGCAUAUUAAACACAAAUGUGGAUGAUUUAUCAGAGGUGUUGGUUAGUAUUCAAGAAAGCUUCUAGCAAGGGGCCGAAGAGACUGGAAAAGUUUUCUGACGAGCGUGCAGCUUACUUCCGAUGUUACCAUAAGGUAAAUGUCACAGAACUCAAUAAUGUGAAAAACAUUCUCAGACUUCCGAAAACUACCAAGAAGCAUGCAGUGGGUGUAUUUUUCACGGAUGACACUUCUAAAACAUUCGCCUGUGAGUCAGAAUUGGAGGCAGAUGAAUGGUGCAAGGUGCUACAUACAGAAUGCCUUGGGACUCAGAUCAAUGACAUCAGUUUGGGAGAACCAGAUUUGUUAGCUACCGGAGUAGAAAGAGAACAGAAUGAGAGAUUCAAUGUGUAUUUGAUGCCAUCCCCUAAUUUAGAUGUCCAUGGGGAAUGUACUCUGCAGAUAACAUUUGAGAACAUCUGCCUGUGGGAUGUACAGAACCCUAGGAUGAAGCUGGUGUCUUGGCCGCUAAGCUCAUUGCGGAGGUAUGGGCGGGACCCAGCUUGGUUCACGUUUGAAGCUGGAAGGAUGUGUGACACAGGGGAAGGACUGUUUAUCUUCCAAACCAGAGAAGGUGAAGCCAUUUAUCAUAAGGUUCAUUCAGCAGCUUUGUCAAUAGCAGAGCAACACGAGCGGUUACUACAGAGUGUCAAGAAUUCAAUGCUUCAAAUGAGGAUGAGUGAAAGGACAGUGUCUCUUAAUACUAUGGUUCCACUGCCACGCAGUGCAUAUUGGCAGCAUAUUACAAGACAGCACAGUACAGGACAGCUAUACAGCCUGCAAGACCUCUCAAAUCCACAAAAACUUAAUCGAACGGACACUUUUCCUACAUACAGAUCGGAGCACUGAUAAACACUGGGGAGGACUUCUUGAUUAAAUUAAACAACAACAAAAAAUGUUUGGAGCUGGACAAGAAAGCUUGGAUUUCUUAUCUCCUGAGAAUGGCAAGAAGAUCACCAUCAAUUCAGCCUGGAUAUUUCUAUAUUCUGAAAUGCAACUUUUUUUACCUUCACCAAGAAUGCGCUUUUACACAUUCAGGAAUUUUUACCAUAUUUGAUCAUAAAACUUGGACAGUUCAAUAUUUACUGUUUGUAUCAGGCAAAAUCAUUGCAAAUACCCUGUAGGUUAUAGGGGGUAAUUCAGACCUGAUUGCUAGCAAGUGAUUUUUGCACUGCUGUGAUCAGAUAGUCGCCGCCCACAGGCGGAUUGUACUUUAGCUGUGCAAGUGUGCGAACGCAUGUGUAGCAGAGCUGUACAAACAGAUCUUGUGUAGUCUCUGCGCAGCCCAGGACUUACUCAGCCACUGCGAUCACAUCAGCAUGUCCGGGACCGGAAUUGACGUCAGGAACACUCCCUACAAACGUUUGGACAUGCCUGCGUUUUUCCAACCACUCCCUGAAAAUGGUCAGUUGCCACCCACAAAUGGCUUCUUCCUGUCAAUCUCCUUGCGAACGCCCAUGCAAAUGGAUUCUUUGCACAAACCCAUCAUUGAGCGGUGAUCCGCGUUGUACCCGUGCGAUGCACCUGCGCAUUGCAGUGCAUGCGCAGUUUAGACCUGAUCGCCUGCUGUGCGAAAACACAGACUAGCGAUCAGGUCUGAAUUACCCCAUAGUUAGGUAGCCUGUGGCUCUCCAGGGUGCUGAACAUUGCCAGGGAGCCUUGGGUUGCUGAAACUGGCUGUAGAUGUUUGUCUUGUUGAACUUUUUUGUGGGCUAUGUUUUUGUGCAGUACCACCAUGUUCUAAAAGAGUUUUAUCUUC
Pseudophryne corroboree (corroboree frog) is the source of this 2351-nucleotide messenger RNA. It is a transcript of the gene DOK5, whose product is annotated as docking protein 5. The record is from RefSeq and is a predicted model, not a curated record. Gene Ontology annotation, cellular component: cytoplasm. Gene Ontology annotation, biological process: Ras protein signal transduction; cell surface receptor protein tyrosine kinase signaling pathway; positive regulation of MAPK cascade. Lineage: Eukaryota; Metazoa; Chordata; Amphibia; Anura; Myobatrachidae. The coding region runs from base 572 to 1441 and encodes 289 amino acids. The transcript is spliced from 9 exons.